This is a messenger RNA of Trichosporon asahii var. asahii CBS 2479, 768 nucleotides long. RefSeq lists its product as uncharacterized. Bases 1 to 768 code for a protein of 255 amino acids. The record is from RefSeq and is a predicted model, not a curated record. The transcript has a single exon. Lineage: Eukaryota; Fungi; Basidiomycota; Tremellomycetes; Trichosporonales; Trichosporonaceae.
AUGGCCAUCACGCUGGCCAAGGACCGGUCCUCGACGACGCUGUCGCUCCCGUUCGGCUCGGCAACCAUCCUGGCCGAUGCGUUGCCGCCCGUGCUCGACCCGGCACUCCUGUCUGGUCCCGCGACAGACAAGCUGUGCGCCGCCCGUGUGCGGCUGCUCAACAGCCUGCCGCAGGUCAGCAUUGCUUGGUCCCUGUGGUGCGUCAAGUGCGGCACGCUUCGUGAUGGCUAUCGCCCGCCGCGCGGGAACAAGCGCAAGGCUGCGCCGGUCGACGCCGCCGACGAGCUCGAGGCUGAGCUCCAUGCGGCCCUCGCACAGAUGGACGCGGACGACCGCCGCCGCCGCAGCGCUCAGUGCUCGACGUGCGGAAACCAGUUCCGCCGGCCCAAGCCGACCCCGUCCUUCUACGCCUCGGCGCGUAGCGUUGCACGCACCCGCCGAGCGUCCCGGCUCGCGGCAGAGGUCAAGCCCGACGAGCCCCCAACGCCCAAGGAGCCGACGAAAACGGAACAGGCGCUCGCCGUUCCAGAGGGCCAGCGGGGCAAGGCGGCGCUGACGCGCACACCAUCCCUCGCCCACAUCCCCACCUCCGACCCGGGCUUCCCGACAUAUCCGCCGCCGAGCGCCAGCUCCGGAUCUAGCCCCGCGCCCUCGUCGCCGCCGCCAGCAAAGAAGCGCAAGACGAAGAAGUCGGGCCUCGCCAAGCUUCUCGCCCAGAACAAGGCCCGCGAGGCCGAGAAGCCUUCUGGCAACUGGGGCCUGGGCUAA